This is a messenger RNA of Mucor velutinosus, 906 nucleotides long. RefSeq lists its product as uncharacterized. The record is from RefSeq and is a predicted model, not a curated record. Bases 1 to 906 code for a protein of 301 amino acids. The transcript is spliced from 2 exons. Lineage: Eukaryota; Fungi; Mucoromycota; Mucoromycetes; Mucorales; Mucoraceae.
AUGGAGAUCGUGGUUUAUAAAUGCCGCAUAAAACUUGAGUACGUCAAGGAUCAUUUCGAUGCUAUUGUAGUAUCUUUACAGCCUCAGGCCUCUACGUCUACAUCCACUGGUGAAAGUGCAUCCAUCCCAGCUACACCGGUUAUUGCUCCUUCUGACUCUGUAGCGUUCCUUCGCCGUGACCUCUCUGGCAUGGACAUGGCAUCCGACAUGUCUUCUGUGUCUGGCGCCCCUUUACAUGCAGCAAUGUCUUCAAUCUCGCAUAAUCCCUCUGAUAUAUCCAUGGUUGAAGCUCCCCCAGACAAUGUAGAAUACCGCACUUGUACCGUGUCUUUCAAGAGCCUUUUACGAAAGGGCUUGCCUUCCGACCUCGUCGAGUCAUUUUUGCAGAAGCUAAAUACUGUAUUGCAUGAUCUCUUAGCUUGUAGUGGUAAUAGAUUCUCCCCUCUCACCCAUCUCGGUGCUGAUGAAGGCAAUUUGACUGACAGUACUGGUACUGCUGCUGGUAACGAUGGCAAUGGCGUUGAUCAAGUUAUUACGAACGAUGCUAUUGACAAAGAUGAAAUUCGUGAUGGCAGUGUUAAAUGCGAUGGAGAUCUCAAUGGUGAUGAUGGCGACGCCGGCGCUACUGCUAAUGGCCGUGGUCAGACAGCAAUAUUUGAACCUCUGCCAGAGUCAUACAAGAUGCGUGCUGAAGAUAUCGACUUUGGUUCUGGCCAAUUCAUGAGGCGAAAGAUCACUUUGAAAGACAAGAAAACAACAGAAGAAGGAAAGAGGGUUCAAGAGAUUCAGCAACAAUUGCCGAGAUCCAGUGUGUUCAGAGCCAAAGAGAUAGAGGAUGUCAUGUCAAAUCUUGAUGCACACAGAAGCAAUGGCCAAGCAUUGCGAGCGUUCUAUCACUCAAAGUAG